ACUACGAAUCCCAUCUUCAAUAAACUACCCAUCCAUCCAUCCACAUUCUCCAACCUAUUACCGUCAAUAUGUCCAACCCCCUCGAUACCGACGCCGGCUCCGAGCUCUUCAGCAGCUACGAGGCCGAGCUGAAACUGGUGCAAGCAGACUUGAGCCAGAAGCUGGACCAGAUCCCCGAUCUGGCAGGCGAGCCACGCAAAGCAGCAAUAAGUCAAGCAGAGCGGGCUCUAGAGGAAGCCAACGAGCUGCUGGAUCAAAUGCGCCUCGAGAAGCAGAACAUCCCCUCCGCAACCCGCACCAAAGUCAACCAACGCUUCCGCAACCACGAAUCCGACAUCGACUCCUCCAAGCGCAAACUGCAGUCCCUUACCAAUGACCGCUCCGCCCUCUUCGGCUCCCGCUACUCAGACAACCCGAACGAUGUACAGCUCGAGCAGAGACAGCAACUCCUGUCCGGAACCGACAGGCUAGAUCGCAGCUCUCAGCGCUUGAAGAACAGCGCUGCGUUGGCGAAUGAGACGGAGGCGAUUGGGGCGAGUACGUUGGCGGAUUUGCAUAGGCAGAGAGAGACGAUUCAGCAUACGGGAGAUAUCUUGCAUGAGAGUGAGGGUUAUGUUGAUAGGAGUGUGAAGACGCUGAGGGGGAUGGCGCGUAGGUAAAUCGUCCCUUGUCCCGAGUUGCAGACGCUCUGGAUGGAGUAUGCUAAUGUUUCGACUAGGAUGGCUACAAAUCGGAUUAUAAGUAUUGCAAUCAUUACGGUUUUGGUGCUGCUUAUUAUUGCUGUUAUUUACAGCAAGUUCAAGUAGUGGCUCUUGGUGUGUCAUUAUGGCGUUUGGUGCUUUGGAGAUACACUCUUUGCUUUGUUGUGUAGGAGUAAAUCAGUUUAAUGAAACCACUGUACAUUCCCCCAUGCUGUUACGGACCUUGGAUGAUUUACAUGUCGUGGCUGUAGUGUGACCGUUUUUGGAUAAUGAGACCAGCCGAAUGUUUCCAAAUCUUCAAGGCAUUGAAGAAUAUGUUGGCAUUCAAUGAGACUUAGACUCAAGGUUGUUCGAGCAGUGAGGCCAGCAGAGAGAAAGCAAUCGAGGAGGCAUUCAUGUUGCGUUCUUACAUGCUGUAGGAUGACCAGAAUGCGUUCCAAGUCCUUGACCGUCUUAGCAGUCGAUCUCCUUCCCCUCUACUUUGCACUUAGGAGCCGAUGUCCUUGAUUCGCAUUCAUUCAAACAGGAAAAAGCGCAGAGAAAUGUUACUGUGACAACUUCAAGCAGGAGGCAUGAUCA
Cadophora gregata is the source of this 1280-nucleotide messenger RNA. RefSeq lists its product as uncharacterized. Bases 69 to 659 code for a protein of 196 amino acids. The record is from RefSeq and is a predicted model, not a curated record. Gene Ontology annotation, biological process: retrograde transport, endosome to Golgi; macroautophagy; Golgi to vacuole transport. Gene Ontology annotation, molecular function: SNARE binding; SNAP receptor activity. The transcript is spliced from 2 exons. Gene Ontology annotation, cellular component: endoplasmic reticulum membrane; Golgi apparatus; SNARE complex. NCBI's taxonomy places the organism in Eukaryota, Fungi, Ascomycota, Leotiomycetes, Helotiales, Ploettnerulaceae.